Molecule: messenger RNA, 990 nt
Organism: Trametes versicolor FP-101664 SS1
Lineage: Eukaryota; Fungi; Basidiomycota; Agaricomycetes; Polyporales; Polyporaceae
Exons: 6
Coding region: 1-990 (329 amino acids)
Source: RefSeq, a predicted model, not a curated record
AUGACUAGCCCGUCUACUACCGUCUCCGCCAGCGAUCCUGGCGCUGGUGUAACUGCCCACCUCUACGACGAUGGGUCUCACAGAUCGGCGGUUUUUCCGUUCCUAUCAGCCAAUGCUGGGCCCCCUCCAUACGACGAGACCUCUUCCGCCACUGGCUUACGCAACGUUUACGGGGAGUUUGAUCGCGACUUAGUUGCCAUGUAUCCACUCGCCAAAGCUACGUCCGGCGCACGAUUGGAUGCCUACCUUUGGGAUGCUGCCUUCGGCAGCGCACCCGGAGUUCAGCCGCGGGUUCAAGCGGUGAACGGUAUCAAUCUGUACUCAAAGAAAGAUACUAUCACCGGCUCCUACUCUAUCGAUCCCGCCAUAUCAAAUACGCAUUCCCUGAACGAUCCCGACGCGAAAGCCGCUGAACGUGAAUACGCGCAUGAAGCGGGGCGGGCCGAAAACGGCUGGAGCUGGGACUGGGGCCUAAAGCAGGUCGGGUUCAAAAGCUACAACGCUUGCCUGCAAAGCGUUAAGACACCUGCCUUCGUCUCGGUGUCGAGCCGUCACGCGGACAUUGUGGUGAACGUGAUAGAGGUCCAGCCUGGCAGAAGCUUACAACUCGACGUUGGCACUCGAACCGGCAACAUUCUGGUUCUGCUCCCUGCCUCGUUCACAGGAUGCAUAGUCUUCCACAGCGGCGACCUCGACAACUACCACACCAUGUUACUACCCAACCUCGCUCCGCUUUCGACUGUGGUGCAGAAGACGGACCGUGAAACUACCGUUUCCGUCAACGGGCCGUCACAGGUACAAGAUGGAAGCAGGCUACAAGCCAAGGAUCAGGACUGUUGCGUUAUUAGCACGCGUACAGGACGUGUCGCGGUAGGGCUUAGCGGCGUCGACCAAACCGAUCCCAAUAUCCUCUGGCAAGAAAGCCCGCUACGACGUCUCGGGAAGACGAUCGAGGUUGGGCUAUUGGGGGGAGCGUAUCUAUCUUCUUGA